Dentiscutata heterogama is the source of this 594-nucleotide messenger RNA. Lineage: Eukaryota; Fungi; Glomeromycota; Glomeromycetes; Diversisporales; Gigasporaceae. The record is from the annotation of a GenBank genome assembly.
AUGGCUUCAGAUGUAGAAGCAAAAGAUUCCAAGUUACAGGAGGAACAAGAUAAGAAAGUAGAUCCUUCGCCAGCAGAAGAGCCUGAAAUGACUCAAGAAGUACAAAUUAUGAACGAUGAUGAUGCUAGUGAUACUGUGGUACUUGAUACUAACGAGGAAAAAUCACCUACUACUCCCACGGAAAAAAGAAAACGUGAAGAGCAAUCCACAAAAGACAAAGAAUCUGACGAGUCUGUUGAACAACCGCCUACCAAAAGGACCCGAACAUCAACUCGAAAAAUGAGUUCAACCGUUUCUAAACGUAAGCAAACAUCGACAUCAGGUCAAAGUUCACCAAAGCGAGGUCGUGGUCGUAAACCUAGCAUCAAAUUCGAAGAUGAAAUCGAAUCAGAUGAACUUCGUAAAGGUGGUCAAUCUACGAAAAAGAAAUCCGCUUGGAAAGUUGAAGAAGAUAGUUAUAUGGUUGAUUGUAUUUUGGAAGAAAUGCCUAGUCCUUCUUGGAAACGAAUUGCUAAAGGCCUCCCAGGUCGUACUCCAAAUUCAUGUUUAGUUAGAUGGAAAACAUUACAGAAAAGAUUGUAUCAAAAUUUAUAA